Molecule: messenger RNA, 276 nt
Organism: Pieris macdunnoughi
Lineage: Eukaryota; Metazoa; Arthropoda; Insecta; Lepidoptera; Pieridae
Source: the annotation of a GenBank genome assembly
AUGAUUUCCCGUAAGAUAUUAAAAAUAACAGAUAACGAAGACGGUAAAGCGAAACGCGGCGCGACUAGAGAAAAGGAGAAUAAGCAGGAUAAAAUGGAAUACUUUGGUUGUACUGAAAUACGCUCGAUUGCAGUAGCGGUGCGCGCGUUUCAGUUGGCGCACAACGACUGGCGCAGACAAGGCGCGCGGUGCGACGCAGCGGGCGGGCGAACGAGCGAUUUCACCGCUGAUAUUGCGACGGCACGUUGCUUGGAGCCCGACCCAUAUUAUGUAUAG